This is a messenger RNA of Klebsormidium nitens, 1572 nucleotides long. Lineage: Eukaryota; Viridiplantae; Streptophyta; Klebsormidiophyceae; Klebsormidiales; Klebsormidiaceae. The record is from the annotation of a GenBank genome assembly.
GUCCACAUCAAUGAUCAGUCAACGAAAAGCGCUUUCAAUGUUCAUCCGUUCCUGAAUUCAGCAAAGCAGCCCUCUGCAGACUGCGCUUCUUUCUUGCAGAUCUUAGUGGCUGCAUCAGAAGAAAAGUUUGAAGGCAGCUCAUGCGCUGCAUUGCAUUCACUGGGCAUUCUUGCCACUGUCCGCAUUAAACAGGAGGUGCACUUCCAGAGCAACAAAGAAGCCCAGCGUUUGGCACUACCAGAUCCUGCAUGAGCUUUCGAGUGGAAAGGUUUGGUGCACACUUGUGGCAUUGUAAGGGACAGCUUAGGGGCAGCUGGUGUGCAAGAAAGCAAGCAACAAUAAGGUCAUUUAGAGGUCCUUCCACCAUCAUGGCCUCCGCCCCGCCCCCAUCUAGCUCUCAACGAGAAGCAGGCACCGAGAAGUACACCUCUGGUUACAAUCCCAACGCUAUCAAAGUACAGCUGAAGAAAACCCCAGAGACUCAAGCAGCCUUCCUGGUGCCAUACCUAAAGCCCGGGCAGGUUGUGUUGGACUGCGGCUGUGGCGCGGGGGGCCUCUCACUGGGAUUUGCCAAGCUGGUGUCCCCCGGGGGCCGGUUAGAUGGGGUUGAUAUGGAGGAGGCGAUGGUGCAAAUGGCAGCCAAGAAUGCGGAGGAGGCUGGAUUUGGGGAAGUUGCCAGGUUUCAGAAGGCUAACGUGUACAGCCUCCCUUUUGAGGACAACACGUAUGACGUCAUCACUGGGUGGGGCCUGCUCCUAUACCUGAGCGAUCCUCAGAAGGCCCUCCAGGAGCUGCUUCGGGUCCUCAAACCGGGGGGCAUUGCAGCGUUCAUUUCCGGGGACUUUGGUGGCUGGUUGUACUCGCCCGAGACUCCGGGGAUGGUGGCAGCCUUCAAUUACUACAAGAAACUGAUGGCCAAGGACGGGGGUGACCCGCACAACGGCCGGAAGAUAAAGCGCCUGAUGACGGAGGCAGGCUUGGAGCUGCUGCACGUUGGCUACCGGUACGAUCCCAACGUUAUGCCAGGAGCAAUGGCGGCCGAUCAGUUCAGUAAGCGCAUCAAGGACUCUGUGGAAAAGGAUGGCGCCAUCGAGAAAGGAUGGACGACAAAGGAAGAGGUCGAUAGCAUGUUAUCGGGGCUCGAGAAAUUCAAGUCGGACCCUGAUCCGAUCUUUGUUGCGUCCAUUUGUGAGGUUCUUGCUAGGAAAAGCAACUAAGUCGGAAUCACGACGCUUUGAAAGCAGCUCUUAAAUCAUAUUAUCAGGAACUUUCAGGAACUUAGUAACUUCAGUAGGAUGUAGCAGUCUGGAUUUGACUAACGGCCUAGCUGGUUUUACAGAUUGAGAUGGUCGUAGUACCAUACAUAAGCGAUAUGUAUGGACGAUGAGAUACUAAGCAAUCAAAGGACUCAACAUUCUUUGGAUGACUUUUUUGGCUGCCAAAAUCUGCAACUUACCCCUUUCAUUCUUGUUGAGAUUCAACGAUAGUGGCUCAAAGAUAGCGAGGCCACGGGUCAAUCAAGCAAUGAUCUGGAUCAAACCUGAUACAGGUGCAAUGCGAAAAUCUGCAGAG